Coregonus sp. 'balchen' is the source of this 19990-nucleotide messenger RNA. NCBI's taxonomy places the organism in Eukaryota, Metazoa, Chordata, Actinopteri, Salmoniformes, Salmonidae. The record is from the annotation of a GenBank genome assembly.
AUGCAGAACGGAUCGGCAAAGGGAUCAGCGAGUGGAUCGGCGAAGACGUGUCGCGGGACAAUGGCCAACUGGACUACCGGUGCCCCGCAGCGGCAGAACCAUCCCCGGCCCCAGACGGCCAGGACAACCUCCCUCACCCGGCAGGAGUGCAGUUCCUGCUCCUCCAUCGCCUCCUGUCCCGUCUUCUCCGGAAGGCAUAGUGACCAAGAGGAGGACCCACCUCCACGCUGCCCCUCCAGCCUCUCCUCCCCCAGCCUCCAGGGCUCCAAUUCCAGUCUGCACUCGUCAAUCUCCAACUCCAGCCUCCACAAAUUCGUCUCCAACUCCAGCCUCCACUCCUCUGGCCAAAGUCCCAAUGGCUCUCUACGCAGUCUCUACUCAUACGACCCCAGCCCCAAGGGCUCUCUACCCAGCCUCCAAGGCUCCUUACCCAGCCUGAAGGGAUCCAUCUCUGGGUUGAGGUGCUUUUUGGCGGGUCUGGAUCGCUCCAGCCCAGGCCCGUGUAGCUCCAGCCUGGGUCCACGUAGCUCUAGCCCCAGCCCUAGCCCCAGUUUGCGCAGCUCCAGUCCCAGCUUGCGCAGCUCUAGCCCCAGUCUGCAGAGCACCUCUAGCUCCAGCGUGUGCAGCGGAAGCUCCAGCGAGGACGACAGCUGGGAUACCAACAGCUGGAGCUCCGGGGCUACCUGCCUGCUGCGCACCUCCAUCAAGCAGUACAGCGACGAGGUGUUCCGGGCCCGUGCCAGCUCCCCUGGUCCUGGUGGCAGGGCCGAUAAGACUGCCGCCAGUGACACGUCUACAGAGAAUGUCUACCAGACCCUGGGGAACUGCGAGGGUGAUAGCGGAACGGAUAGAGCCGAGAGCCAGGAGGGGCCGGAGCGAGUGUUGAAAGUAAAGUGUGAUUCAACCGAAAGCCUGUCGUCAUCCAGCAACCAGGGCCAGGGCAAGGUUGUGACCUUCUCAGCACAGCAGGAGCAGAAACUGGAGGAGCGGCUCAAGUUCUCCCAGUUCCUAGAUGAGGUCACAAACAGGGUGCUGGUUCCAGGGAGUCCCUGGGAGUCCUUCAACCAUGUUCGACAGAGAGAACUAGCCGCAGCUGCAGCCUCCUGGUCCAGCCCAAUGUCUUCCUCUCUACAGCCCAUUCAGGAACUACAAGAACCGAGGGUGGACUGUUCCCACUUGGAGCACCAGUGGAGCAAGUACAGCACGCCCAGCUGUAAGGUGCUGGACCACGGAGAAGGCCUGAGCAAAGUGGGCCAGGUGGAAAGCUGUUUCCACUCGGAGCUGGCAUCUGUAGGGAGAACCUAUCUGGAGACGGAUAUCGACAUUGUUAGGAGACGGGAUGAACUGGAGUUUAAUGGCUCCCUGGAGAGAGGGAGGGAGAGAAGAAACGGCAGCCCUGAAACCCCUCGAGUGAGCUUCGAGGGACCGAGAAGCCCAAGUCCGUGUCCUGUCUUGUCCUGGCCCCAAGGCUUUUCCAAAUACCCCAACAGGUCCACUAGACCUGUCAGUAACACGGUAAGUACUAGUUCCCUUUAAAAAAUACAUACAUACACACAUACAUAAUAGACACCCUCCAGAUUACAACGUCUUCGUUACGACAAUGAAUUAAACAUUUAAUUUAAACGGGAUUGCUUUAUACACCAGAUGCGAAGUCCUUAUCAAUGAGCUCCCUAGUGAGCAGAGCAAAACAGAGAUUCGUUAUUAAAAAAACUGGGGAGCAGAAAGGAGCAGAUUAGAGAGAUGCAUAAUGACUUGACUUUGUCAUGCUCAAGGCUUUGAAAUAUAAUUUGAUCAUAAGCAGCCUUGUUAAAAAAAAAUACUGUAAUUAUACUUGACACACUCGGGCAUACGCAUUGUCAAGCCUCUAUAUUUGAUCCAUUGCUAUUAAAUGUGUCUGACAGAUCAUCUAGUUAUGGUGCACUAAAACUACACUCGCAGGGACAGAGACCUGAGCUUUUUUGUAUUGGCGCGAUAUUGUUUUACAACAGAUGACAGGAUGUUUAACACGUUGCAGUUAAAGCCACAAAGUCAAACGUACACACUUUUUACACGCCUAUGAAUGGGAUUCCUCUCCCAUUUCAAACCUGAAUUCACACUUAACCCAAGCAUUUUUACAAACCUUUCUGGAAUGUCAAUGGAAUACACUGCAGUUAUACUAUGUCUGUUCUAGAUAUCUGUUACCCAUGUUAGCCAGACUCACAGACGUACUGGUGUUAGUCCUUCCCUUUGGUAUAUGUUGUAAAAUAUACAUAGGCCUAAUUCACAACCCUCUCACUCACUGUCCAGACUGAGAAGAAACCUGGCUUUUCACUAUUGCGCCUGCCUGUGAUGGUUGCCAGCAUAAAUCAUUCACAAUGCUCCCUAUUUUGUCUGGGCUGGGCUCUACCAUUGCAGCUUCUGUAAUGUCUCUUUAACACUCCUAAGGGCACUAUGGUAUUAUAGGCCACUGUAUGCUGUUUCUGGGGUGGACUGGACCAGACACAAAGCCUAGAGUCAGAGGAGGGUCGUUUUCCGCAAUGUGAAUUCAACGUGUGCCAGCUCCCUAGCAACUCAGAGCAACUGUCUGUCAGUGUGUGGGGGAGGGGAGGGGGGAAUCAAAGAGAGAUGGUCUCUGCCAAGACGAAUGAAUGAAUGGAGAAGAUGGGAUGCAAGAGAGAUGGGAGUAGCACUGUGUGUGUGUGUGUGUGUGUGUGUGUGUGUGUGUGUGUGUGUGUGUGUGUGUGUGUGUGUGUGUGUGUGUGUGUGUGUGUGUGUGUGUGUGUGUGUGUGUGUGUGUGUGUGUGUUUCAUCAAAUUCAAUUCAAGGUCCUUAUGUCGACUCACAACCUUCCAAAAAUGAUGAACUGUUAAGUAAUACUAUCGUAUCUUAUCUUAUAUUAUCUUAUCGUUAUUUGUUCAAAGGAUUGAUGCCAUGCAUGGCGGCAGAUAGCCUAGCAGUUAACAGUGUUGGGCCAGUAACCGAAAGAUUGCUGGUUCGAAUCCCCGAGUCGACUAGGUGAAAAAUCUGUCGAUGUGCCCUUGAGCAAGGCACUUAACCCUAAUUGCUCCUGUAAGUCACUCUGGAUAAGAGUGUCUGCUAAAUGACUAAAAUGUCAAAUGUAAUGGCAGAGGUACCCUACAAUAUGGUAUUCAAAGGCUAUUUAUCAGAUCCAAUACUCAGGACAGUGUGAGGCUUCGAUGGGGAGGUGCUGGCAUGGCUGCCUCUGCUUCCUUUUCCAUUGACUGCUCCCAGGGAUACCCAUAGACUUGGCUUCCUGCCUGGGGACAGGAGGAGCCGGAGGAGAGGGAGGGGCAGAGGCGGGGGAGUAGGGGGGGAUUACUGGUCUCUCAUUCACUAGUGAGUCGUGACUCAUCCUGCUGGAUCACACACACACUGUUACUAUGACAAACACACACACGCACGCGCACACACACACACAAUGUUGCUAUGACAAAUACACACACGCACGCGCACACACACACACACUGUUGCUAUGACAAACACACACACGCACGCGCGCGCACACACACACUGUUGCUAUGACACAUCACACACACGCACAGCAUUGCCUCUCCCAGAGCAGUGUCAGAUAACAUAUGCUGAAGUGUUUAUAACCUGUUAUGAUACUUAAUAACAAAAUGACGAUGUCUGUGAAGGAGUAUAUAAUUUUUAUAUAAUCUGAAGUGUCAAUUUUAAUUAUAGUCGUAGUCAUAAAUAUAAUAUAAUAGUAUUAUCAUCAUAUUAACAGUGAGAACCAUCUGUUUUGUUAUAAUAUUGUACAGUAUGGAACAGGAUCCAGAGGAUCCAAUGUUUGGUUCUGCACCACAAAACCCUUUUGUGUAACCCAUGCUAUGCAUGUAGGGGAGACACAAGCAUACAAGGAAAGUCAACAGAUUCCAUUAUCUAUUACUUGUGGUACUCCCUCCUUCUCUCUCUCUCUCUCUUGCUCUCUCUUGCUCUCGCUCUCUCUCGCUCUCUCUCUUGCCCUCUCUCUCUCUCUCUCUCUCUCUCUACCCAUGGCCCUGGGGCACCUGGUCCCAGCACGCUGCAUUUUUUUCUCUUACCGUAAUUCUGACGUUUUCCUUUCUGUCUUAAUGCUGAUGUGGAAGUGAGGGGUAUUUGUAUACGGGCGUCUUUGAGAGACACUUACCACAAAAGCCUGCCUCGUUAAAGAUACUAGACAGUGUCUCAGCUCAGUAUCCAUCUAAUCUUUUCAUUUCUUCCCCCUUUCCUCCGUCUCUUCCCCCACUAGGUGUCUGAUGGGAAGAUGUAUGACAUGAGGUAGGCCACUUUCACUUUUCCACUUUUCUCCCAUGCUGAAACACCACAACCCCCUCCUCUCUCUCUCUCUCUCUCUCUCUCUCUCUCUCUCUCUCUCUCUCUCUCUCUCUCUCUCUCUCUCUCUCUCUCUCUCUCUCUCGCUCUCUCUCGCUCUCUCUCUCUCUCGCUCUUUUUCUCUUUCUCUUUCUUCCCCAUCUCUCUCUCCCACUCAUCUCUCUUCCCCCUGCUGCUUCAUUCAGCUCUGAUGUCUGUGUCCAGUCAGUAUUGGCGGAGGGCUUAUUUCACAGUGCAUACCGCUACUGCUGCUAAUGCUCCGAGCUCUGGAUGCGCAGACACGUGAAUGCUGUGAUCUUUACCCGUUUGUAAAUGAGUCGUAAAGCGUGUAAACGGUAAGCAGAGGAGAUUGAGGGAAGCGUGCGUUCAUGAGUGGGUGUGUGUGCGAGAGAAAUCUGCCAUACCAUUUACACAUAAUGAUUGGGAACGCUUUCCUGUGGGUCUUAUUGUGUUCUCUGUGGUGUUUUGCCUUGUUGCUAAUCUGACACUGUGUGAAAGAGCGCAUUGACUGAGUGGUGAGAUGAUGUGGGGAAAAUUGCCAGGCAUUCUAUGAGGCGGGAGCUCAUAAUUAUAUGUUUGUAGCAUGUGUGCAAUACAGGAAGUGGACUGGCAUGUGUAAUUUAAGUGUGCUGUGUGUCACUGAGAGAUCUCACAGUUAGUUGGAUAAUGAAUAUGGAUAAUAGAGGUGGGUUAACAAUUCAAGUCCAUUCUUUUUCUCUUUGCGCAUUGUGUUCAUUUGUAUCGUGAAUGAGAUUACACUGGGAAUUAUAUACAGGCGAUAGGCUAAGCAUUUUAUCUUUCAUUUAGCGACACCUCUGUAGCUUUACAAAAAUGGCACCAAGAGAGACCAUGAUGGAGGAAUAAGUGUGACAUGAAACAAAGUUGUUAUUAUCCUUGCCUGAAUCAUUCCUCUUUUUAUGUCCAAACCCAUGACGAUAAUACUUUGCGGAGCAUGGGAGAUUGGUUUAAUAUCUGAUUUAGCCAAAACGCUUAGUGAAUUAGAACGCUUUUUCCAGAUAUCGCUCUCCAUCGACUUUAUAAUGUUGUCGUCAGCAUAAUGUGACCAUUACAUCUUAGGAGUUAAUUGCCUUCACCUCAAGACUUAACCUCGAGGUUGGGAAAUGUAUUGAUUGAGAUGAUACCCAUUUGCCAUUAGUAAAUUAAAGGGGCAAUCUGCAGUUACGACAUCAAUUUUUGGACUUAUAAAUGAAUGAUAUAUACCCAAUGAUUAUUGAAGAAUAUCAUUUAUAAAUGCCUCAUGAGCUUAAUUCAAUUAUCGUACCCCAUCAGAAACCAAAAUAUAAGCUUGUUUGACUCCAAUGUUUGUAAACAAUGUAAAUGUAAACAAAAACUCUAUAGCUUCAAAACAUGGUUAAAACUAUAAUUUUUACAUCAUGGAUGGUCAAUCCUUGCAUCCAUAGCUCUGUCUAUGAAUUGAAGAGUGGUUACAGAGUGGUUACAUUUCUCCAGCCCCAUCUCUUUACCAAAACAGUGUCAGGGUGUACGCUUUGUUGUUGUUUCUACUGCAGAUUGCCCCUUUAAAACAAAUAGCACCUUUGCCUUGACUGAGUCCAGAGGGAUAUUUGGAAUCUCUGAAGUGUUUCACAAACAGCCUGAGGUGAUGCAUCUCAUUUAUCCACACAAAGAGGGAAACAGUGCCAACAUUUUAAGUUGACUACCCUGUGCUGUUUCUAGUGCCAUGACAGAGGUAGUUGGCACCAAGGUGCGGGUUCAAAACACCAGCGGUACUACAGCGGUGCAUUCAGUGCGACUGAACUGUGUCAAAAGUUUAAUUCAAUGAAAACGGUACUGUACUGAACAACCAGUUGAAUAUUAGUGUGACGAUGGUGGCGCAGAGAGCGAUUGUGUACGGUGUGCUGCACGAGAUUUGCAAUUUCAAAUGGUCACACACACAUUGAUCAGGCAACACCUCGCCAGUCGCCACGCCCAGCAAGCGGGAAGAAACGUACCUCGAACGCUGUAGAAGAACGGUGCGCACCGUUUUGGGGAAACUUGAACGCACCACAACGCUACUAUAUAACUGCAGUGCUCCACUACCUAAAUAGUGAAGGAGGAGAUUAACAGUAGACCACAUCCGUUAACUCUCCCUCUAUAUAACUCUCCCUCUGAGUGUGAUGCAUUCAUCGUCGAUACACACUCUAGACAUUUUCAAACAACAACAAUAACAACACUAGCGUUGUGUGAACAGCCCCUGAGUAGGUGAAGGCUUGUGUCCUACCACAUUCUCUUCACUAGACGUAUACAUCAGCCACAGGACUGUAAACUGUAGUUCUAUUCCCGAGACUAAGGCCUCACACCAACAGUUGCUCUGAGACCAAGUUAAGCCAGGCUUCUUUUAUUCAGACUUUGAGAUACAUGCUUGUAUAUUCCUGUAGGUACAGUACACCGUUAGUCUUUCCACUUGAACAGUGUGAGGAGUAGCAUCCAAAGCUUAAGCUAGGUGUUUGGUGUUUUCCCAUGAGCCUAGUCUGGAGCAAUGUACUGAAUGGUACAACCUCCUCUCUCUCUCUCUCUCUCUCUCUCUCUCUCUCUCAUUUCUACUCUCCUUCUGUCUCUCUUCUCUCCUAACACUCUCACUCCUACAUCUCUCUCGGCUAACACCUCUCCUCUCUCUUCUCUCUCCUUAACUUCGCUCUAUUCUUCAUCUCUCUCGACGCUCUCGAGCUUUCAGCCUCGUCUAAAACCUUCUUCUCGCUUAUCUCUCUCUUCUCUGCUUAGUACUUCUUUUGCUAUCUUUCUGUUUAACACCCUAUCUCCGUCUACCCACAUAGCUCGUCUAAACACUAGCUUCCGAUCGCGCAAACAAGCGCGCUCGUCUACUCUCUCGCGCUCUCUCUCUCUGCUCCUUUCUCGCUCUCCUCUCCUCCUAACAAUCUCUCUCUCGCUCUAUCUCCUCUGCGUUACUCUCUCUCUCUCUUCCUCUCUCUCUCUCACUCUCUCUAUCUCUCUCUCCGUCUAACACACUUCUCUCUCACUCUCUCUCCGUCUAACACACUCUCUCUCACUCUCUCUCCGUCUAACACACACUCUCUCUCUCUAACUGUCUCGUUCUCUCUCUAACACUCUCUCACUCUUAUUAUUUCCAAGAUGAGAUCUGAUGUUUAGAAAAGCAAUUUGUGUGGUCUGGCAUCUGGAGGAGGUUGAUGAGAAAUAUUUUGAGCGCAGGUUGUGGUUUGGUGAGAGUUACUAAACAAAUCCAUUUCUGUUUAUUGAGAAUUUGUCUGACAGGUACAACACAUCUAGUCUGGCUUUCUCACUCAAACACCAACACACACAGCCACACACAGCCCCCGAGCGCUGCCCCCUUCCAUUACAACAGUUGGAUCCAAACAAGGAGAGGUCUCAACCCCCCAUUAAAAAAAAUAACAUUUGAGUGAACCAUUUUGAGUGAACCAAUUUUCUGAGUGAAUAUUGCCUUUACAAAGGCGUCCUGUCCAGACCAGUGUGUCACAGCUCUCUCUGCACUGUGAGUCACGUGGGUCGCGUCAACCUGGCUACAAGACACCCAAUUCCUAAAUGUAAUUUUAAUGAAGGGCUCACAGUAUUUGCCAUUGACAGGAUUCCCAUGAUGUAGGUUUUAGUUUAUUAACCUCAACACGUAUUGACAUAUGUGAAUGAAUGGGUUGCCAGAUUUGAAUAAAUUCUGCAGCCCUCUUUAGGAAUGAGCCAGUCAGUAGUCUUUGGAAAUGACAAAUAAAUGCCCGGUCCCUCCUCCUCCAUCUCAAUUCCAUCCCACACCACCUGUGAUCCUGUUAACUCCCUACUUGUCAGUCCUAGGAAAAAUCAAACCAUUUGGAAAUGUGUCCAACUGCCACAGAGCCAUUUGACCAGCAUGUCAGAGAGCAGAUAGGAGGCAGGGGGGGAUUCGCAAAGCCUGAACUCUCUGCAUAGCUGGUUGCCUCUCACUCGCUCUCCCUCUUUCUCGCUCUCUGUCACUUUCUCUCUCUCUCUCUCUCUCGCUCUCUCUCUCCAAAGGGAAUGCUGACUCCUCCACUGACAGAGGUACAGAGGCUUCCCUACACCCCCCCCCCCCCCCCCCCCCCUUUCCCAGCCCAGCACAGGGCUUGUGUAGAGGGAAUAUAUCCAGCUGUGGAUACCCGACCUCUGGAUUGGGCUGAUAAAGUGAAAAGGGCUUGAAUGUAAAAGCCAAGCCUUUGCUGAGGAGCCAAAUGUGAAUGUCACGCCCCUCCGCUGUGCUGUACUGUGCAGAGGAGAUACUGAAUGCCCCCACUGCUGGUUGUAAACUAAAACAUGCAUAUCCGUCUCUCUUUAGGUUUUCAGUAACUUCCUUGUCUUAUUGGUGCUCAGUAGAUGUAAUUGCUAGCAACAAUGCAUGCUGAAUUUGGGUGGUGCGUUCACAGUUCCUUGAGAAAUUCUACACACCCUUUGCACAGUCUUCACAUUUUGCUGCCUUAAAAUUACAUCUAAAAAUGUAUUUUUCCCCUACCUAUUCCUACCUUUCUGAGUAUGUCCCCAAAGUUAUUACUUGGUGUAAUGUUGACAAAUACAAAUUGAUAAAUGUUGCCCUAAGAGUUAAGGUAAAAUCUUCUUCAAAAUGAUUUACAGCUGUAAUGGCUGCCAAAGGUGCUUCCAUCAAGUAUACACUGGGAUGUGAAGACACGCAAUUAAGACAUCUUCGUUUUUAUUUUAUUUUAAUUCAUUUGGAAGAUUUUCUGUAUUUUUUCUUUCACUUUGAAAAUGUAGAGUAGGUUGUGUAGAUAGGUAGGGUAAAAAUCGAAUGUAUUAUCUUUUUAGAUACAUUUUAUGUUAAGCCUGUGCAAGGGGUGUGUAGACUUUCCCUAGUGACUAGUGUUGUCUUGGCAACCUCAGGAUCAGGAAGGAUUUUACACAGUAUCAAAUCAGAUUCCUCUCAGAUUAGGCAGCACGCAGAGGCGAGUUCAAUUAUUUUCACCUUUCUCCGAACCAGGGUAUGAAAUGAAUCACAGUAUUAUACAGACGAUAUUGUGAUGUAUACCUGGGUUCAAGCUUGCUUGACUUAGCUGUUGUCUUUUGAAGGCCUGGAGAGGAGAGAGAGAGAAGAGGGAGAGCGGAGAGAGAGAGGAGAGAGAGAGAGAGAGAGAGGAGAGAGAGAGAGAGGAGAGAGAGACGAGAGAGAGACGAGAGGAGAGAGAGAGAGAGAGAAGAGAGAGAGAGAGAGAGAGAGAGAGAGGAGAGACGAGGAAGGAGAGAAGAGAGUGAGGAGAGAGAGAGAGGAGAGAGGGAUGAGAGACGAGAGGAGGAUGAUCAGGAGGAGAGAGAUAAGAAAAAGCAAGAACAGAGCAGAAGAGCAGAUAGUAAAAAGAGAAAAGGAAUACAACGAGGGAUGGAUACCAGGAAAAAGGGGGGGGGGAAAAAGAAAAAAGGGGAAAAAAAAGGGGGGGGGAAAAAAAAAAAAGGGGGGGGGGGGGGGGGAAAAAAAAAGGGAAGGGGGCAAAAAGGGGAAAAGAGAGGAAGAGAGGGGGGAGAAGGGGGGAAAAAAAAGGAAAAGGAAAAGGGGGGAAAAAGGGGGGGGGGGAAAAAAGGGGGGGGGAAGGAGGGGAAAAAGGGGGGGAAGGGGGGGAAAAGAAAAAGGGGAAAAAAAAAUUUAAAAGGGAGGGAGAGAAGAGGGAAGAAAAAAGGAAGGGAAAAAGAAAAGAAAGAGAGGAGAAGGGAAGGGGGAAGGGGAGGGGGAGGAGAGGGGGGAAGAGGAGAGAGGGGGGGAGAGAGAGAAGAGGGAGAGGGGAGGGAGAGAGAGAAGGAGGGGGAGAGAGGGAAGAGAGAGAAGGGGAGAGAGAGAGGGGAGGAGAGAGGGAGAGACGGAAGGAAGGAGGAGAGAGAGAGGAGGAGAGAGAGAGAGAGAGGAGAGGGAGGGAGAGAGGGGGAGGAGGGGGAGCGGAGAGAGGAGGGGAGGAAGAAGAGGAGGGGAGGAAGAGAGAGAAGAGAGGGAGGAGGAGAGGGGAGGGGAGAGAGAGAGAGAGGAGAAGAGAGAGGGGAGAGAUGAUCCCCCUUGCUGUCGGUAGGACUCAUCAAAAAAACAAAACCAGAGCUAGAAGAGGCCAUUUCCCUUCUCUGCCUCACCACCACAAAACACAAGACUAUACAACGGGGUAUUCAACAGGGACAUAUCCAUUUUAGAAAAUUGGAAUUUGUGAGACAACAAAGGAAACUUGGUUUAUAUGUCUCCUCAAUGUCACGUUGCAUAAGGAUUUGAAGACAGGUGCAGGAAUACGUAAUAGUGGUUUUAUUUUCUCCACCCAACACAAGGUAUAUCAUGAACAACGACGGGGACGAAGCCCAAAACAAACACCUAUAUAUAUAUAUAUAUAUAUAUAUAUAUAUAUAAAACACAAAACACAGGGAUGUAACCCAAACAAAAGAGUGAGGUGUAACCUCUAUACAAUACACGGGACGAGACCCGUAAUACCAAGAGCACAAUACACGGUACUCACGAGACCAACGGACAUGGGACAAGACAGUCCGGGGUUGGUGGCAAUGAACCAGAUCAGUGACGCCUUGAAGGCCGGUGACGUAGACCUCCGGAGCUGGUGAACGGAAUGAGCAGCAGUACCGGGGGAUUCCGGGACACUCAACUUAAAAGGCAUUGUAGAAGGUCGUUGCAGUUCUCUUGAGCUACCAUAGUGAGAUUGUAAAUUUCCAUAUCAACAUUCUGUAGAGGUUUUCCUCUCAUAUCUCUUAUCACUCACACAAAGCACUGGAAUAAAAUGGGCUUUCUGAGUAAUACUUGUUCAAGGAAUUGGGUAAGUGCUGAUUUUCAGUUCUUUCAGCAAUACGGAGUGAGACAUUGUCCUCUAAGAAAAGGUACUGAGAUGAUUCAGACAGACUGCAUUAUGCGUUUACAAACUAGUGGUGCAGUUUUACAGUCUCCUGUAUUUUCUAUGUUGGCUUUGCUAACAGCAAAGUUCAUCCUGUACAAAGCAGCAGUCUUUGGACAGUGUGGUAUGGGCUUGGGUAUUCAACCUAUAUAUACAGUGAGGGUAAAAAGUAUUUGAUCCCCUGCUGAUUUUGUACGUUUGACCACUGACAAAGACAUGAUCAGUCUAUAAUUUUAAUGGUAUGUUUAUUUGAACAGUGAGAGACAGAAUAACAACAAACAAAUCCAGAAAAACGCAUGUCAAAAAUGUUAUAAAUUGAUUUGCAUUUCAAUGAGGGAAAUAAGUAUUUGACCCCUCUGCAAAAUAUGACUUAGUACUUGGUGGCAAAACCCUUGUUGGCAAUCACAGAGGUCAGACGUUUCUUGUAGUUGGCCACCAGGUUUGCACACAUCUCAGGAGGGAUUUUGUUCCACUCCUCUUUGCAGAUCUUCUCCAAGUCAUUAAGGUUUUGAGGCUGAUGUUUGGCAACUCGAACCUUCAGCUCCCUCCACAGAUUUUCUAUGGGAUUAAGGUCUGGAGACUGGCUAGGCCACUCCAGGACCUUAAUGUGCUUCUUCUUGAGCCACUCCUUUGUUGCCUUGGCCGUGUGUUUUGGGUCAUUGUCAUGCUGGAAUACCCAUCCACGACCCAUUUUCAAUGCCCUGGCUGAGGGAAGGAGGUUCUCACCCAAGAUUUGACGGUACAUGGCCCUGUCCAUCAUCCCUUUGAUGCAGUGAAGUUGUCCUGUCCCCUUAGCAGAAAAAUACCCCCAAAGCAUAAUGUUUCCACCUCUAUGUUUGACAGUGGGGAUGGUGUUCUUGGUGUCAUAGACAGCAUUCCUCCUCCUCCAAAAUCAAGCUCUUUGGCAUCAUCUGACCACAACACUUUCACCCAGUUCUCCUCUGAAUCAUUCAGAUGUUCAUUGGCAAACUUCAGACGGGCCUGUAUAUGUGCUUUCUUGAGCAGGGGGACCUUGCGGGCGCUGCAGGAUUUCAGUCCUUCACGGCGUAGUGUGUUACCAAUUGUUUUCUUUGUGACUAUGGUCCCAGCUGCCUUGAGAUCAUUGACAAGAUCCUCCCGUGUAGUUCUGGGCUGAUUCCUCACCGUUCUCAUGAUCAUUGCAACUCCACGAGGUGAGAUCUUGCAUGGAGCCCCAGGCCGAGGGAGAUUGACAGUUAUUUUGUGUUUCUUCCAUUUGCGAAUAAUCACACUAACUGUUGUCACCUUCUCACCAAACUGCUUGGCGAUGGCCUUGUAGCCCAUUCCAGCCUUGUGUAGGUCUACAAUCUUGUCCCUGACAUCCUUGGAGAGCUCUUUGGUCUUGGCCAUGGUGGGGAGUUUGGAAUCUGAUUGAUUGAUUGCUUCUGGGGACAGGUGUCUUUUAUACAGGUAACAAACUGAGAUUAGGAGCACUCCCUUUAAGAGUGUGCUCCUAAUCUCAGCUCGUUACCUGUAUAAAAGACACCUGGGAGCCAGAAAUCUUUCUGAUUGAGAGGGGGUGAAAUACUUAACACUUGUUUGGUUACUACAUGAUUCCAUAUGUGUUAUUUCAUAGUUUUGAUGUCUUCACUAUUAUUCUACAAUGUAGAAAAUAGUAAAAAAAUUAAGAAAAACCCUUGAAUGAGUAGGUGUGUCCAAACUUUUGACUAGUAGUGUGUAUGUAUAUAUAUACAGUCAUGGCCAAAAUUGUUGGCACCCCUGAAAUUUUUCCAGAAAAUGAAGUAUUUCUCACAGAAAAGUAUUGAAAUUACACAUGUUUUGCUAUGCACAUGUUUAUUUCCUUUGUGUGUAUUGGAAUAACACAAAAAAAACAGGGAAAAAAGCAAAUUUGACAUAAUUUCACACAAAACUCAAAAAAUGGGCCGGACAAAAUGAUUGGCACCCUUAACUUAAUAUUUAGUUGCACACCCUUUGGAAAAAAUAACUGAAAUCAGUCGCUUCCUAUAACCAUCAAUAAGCUUCUUACACCUCUCACCCGGAAUUUUGGACCACUCUUCUUUUGCAAACUGCUCCAGGUCUCUCAUAUUGGAUGGGUUGCCUUUUCCCAACAGCAAUUUUAAGAUCUCUCCACAGGUGUUCAAUGGGAUUAAGAUCUGGACUCAUUGCUGGCCACUUCAGAACUCUCCAGCGCUUUGUUGCCAUCCAUUUCUGGGUGCUUUUUGAAGUAUGUUUGGGGUCAUUGUCCUGCUGGAAGACCCAUGAUCUCGGACGCAAACCCAGCUUUCUGACACUGGGCCCUACAUUGCGACCCAAAAUCCUUUGGUAAUCCUCAGAUUUCAUGAUGCCUUGCACACAGUCAAGGCACCCAGUGCCAGAGGCAGCAAAACAACCCCAAAACAUCUUUGAACCUCCACCAUAUUUGACUGUAGGUACUGUGUUCUUUUCUUUGAAGGCUUCAAUACAUUUUCGGUAAACAGUAGAACGAUGUGCUUUACCAAAAAGCUCUAUCUUGGUCUCAUCUGUCCAUAAGACGUUCUCCCAGAAGGAAUUUGGCUUACUCAUGUACGUUUUGGCAAACUGUAGUCUUGCUUUUUUAUGUCUCUGUGUCAGCAGUGGGGUCCUCCUGGGUCUCCUGCCAUAGCGUUUCAUUUCAUUCAAAUUUCGACGUAUAGUUCGCGCUGACACUGAUGCACCCUGAGCCUGCAGGACAGCUUGAAUUUCUUUGGAACUUGUUUGGGGCUGCUUAUCCACCAUCCGGACUAUCCUGCGUUGCAACCUUUCAUCAAUUUUUCUCUUCCGUCCACGUCCAGGGAGAUUAGCUACAGUGCCAUGGGUUGCAAACUUCUUGAUCAUGUUGCGCACUGUGGACAAAGGAACAUCUAGAUCUCUGGAGAUGGACUUGUAACCUUGAGAUUGUUGAUAUUUUUCCACAAUUUUGGUUCUCAAGUCCUCAGACAGUUCUCUUUUCCUCUUUCUGUUCUCCAUGCUUAGUGUGGCACACACAGAAACACAAUGCAAAGACUGAGUCAACUUCUCUCCUUUUUAUCUGCUUUCAGGUGUGAUUUUUAGAUUGCCCACACCUGUUACUUGCCCCAGGUGAGUUUAAAGGAGCAUCACAUGCUUGGAACAAACUUAUUUAUCCACAAUUUUGAAAGGGUGCCAAUAACUUUGUCCGGCCCAUUUUUUUAGUUUUGUGUGAAAUUAUGUCAAAUUUGCUUUUUUCCUGUUUUUUUUUGUGUUAUUCCAAUACACACAAAGGAAAUAAACAUGUGCAUAGCAAAACAUGUGUAAUUUCAAUACUUUUCUGUGAGAAAUACUUCAUUUUCUGGAAAAAUUUCAGGGGUGCCAACAAGGGGGCCAGGACGGGAGAGAGAUAGAGAGAGUAGAGAGAGGAGAGAGAGAGUAGGAGAGAGAGAGAGAGAGAGAUGGAGAGGCGAUAGAGAGGGGGAGAGAGAGGAGACAGGAGAGCGAGAGAGAGAGAUCAGAAGAGAGAUGAGAGAGAGAUAGAGAGAGAUAUGAGAGAGCACGGGAGAGAGAGAGAGUAGUAGAGAGAGUAGAUGAAGGAUAGAUAUAGAUAGAGAGAUAGGAGAGAGAGAGAGAGCUAAUAUAUAUAAUAUAUAUAUGAUAGAUAUACAUGUUAUAUAUAUAUAGAGAUAUAUAUAUAUAUAUAUAUAUAUAUAAUAUAUAUAUUAGUAUAUAUAGAUAUGUAUAUAUACUAAAUAUAUAAUAUAUAUAUAUAUAUAUAUAUACAUGUAUAUAUAUACACCAGUCCCCUAUACACUCAACCUAUACCAGUCCCCUGACUCCUUAAUUUUAUAUCACAUUUGAUAAGAUGCACAUUUCAUUGUGUUGUAAUUUGGAGAUUUUGUAAACACUUUGUUCCAGCUAAUUUGUGAAGAUAUUUGGGCGUCUUUCCAAAUUGUGCUUCAAUAUGUAUAAGAUCCUGUGCCAGAUUUUGUAAAGGGACAGAUGCUAUGCAGAAACCAGCAUAGAGGACAUCACUGAAUACACAGCAUGACAAAGUGAUGCACUGUGUGAACCCAUAGUGCUGUAGGUAGAAAACCACACAGCUCUUAGACUGGAGCCAAUGACUUCCUGAAAUGUACACCCAUAGCUCCUAGCUCCAAGGCUCAGCACUCAAUCUGUGCCUAGCCAUAUGGAGAUGGUUCCUCCAGGCAAGACGUUAAAUUCUGCCAUGGCAUGGAUGGCAGGGCCGCAGGGCAAACUGGUCUUGAUGCUGUCAGAACGUUGACACCUCAUUGGAGACCUCUCCAGAGGGAGCAUGUGGCUCUGUGAGAUUGGUUAGAUUGGUAAGCCUUAAAGGAUAACCAAUCUCAUAGAGCCACAUGCUCCCUCUGACUCUAGCAGCAGACCACUGACUCUAACAACAGACCACUGACUCUAGCAGCAGACCACUGACUCUAACAGCAGACCACUGACUCUAACAGCAGACCACUGACUCUAACUGCAGACCACUGACUCUAGCAGCAGACCACUGACUCUAACAGCAGACCACUGACUCUAACAGCAGACCACUGACUCUAACAGCAGACCACUGACUCUAGCAGCAGACCACUGACUCUAACAGCAGACCACUGACUCUAACAGCAGACCACUGACUCUAACAGCAGACCACUGACUCUAACAGCAGACCACUGACUCUAGCAGCAGACCACUGACUCUAACAGCAGACCACUGACUCUAGCAGCAGACCACUGACUCUAACAGCAGACCACUGACUCUAACAGCAGACCACUGACUCUAGCAGCAGACCACUGACUCUAACAGCAGACCACUGACUCUAGCAGCAGACCACUGACUCUAACAGCAGACCACUGACUCUAGCAGCAGACCACUGACUCUAACAGCAGACCACUGACUCUAACAGCAGACCACUGACUCUAGCAGCAGACCACUGACUCUAACAGCAGACCACUGACUCUAACAGCAGACCACUGACUCUAACAGCAGACCACUGACUCUAGCAGCAGACCACUGACUCUAACAGCAGACCACUGACUCUAACAGCAGACCACUGACUCUAACAGCAGACCACUGACUCUAGCAGCAGACCACUGACUCUAACAGCAGACCACUGACUCUAACAGCAGACCACUGACUCUAACAGCAGACCACUGACUCUAGCAGCAGACCACUGACUCUAACAGCAGACCACUAACUCUAAGAGCAGACCACUGACUCUAAGAGCAGACCACUGACUCUAACAGCAGACCACUGACUCUAAUAGCAGACCACUGCGUUAGUUAAGAGCAGAGUAUGACACACGCAGGCACAGGUGCACCCAUCAGAACGAGAUGUGUGACUCAACUGGAAUACAGCAAUGUUGAUUGAAUUUCUGCCCCCCCCCCCCCCCCCCUCUCCCAAACACACACACAACAAACUCACAAACACACAUUCUUACCCAUGGCCUCAUUGUGACAGGCAGGCUGUUCCAAGGGCAGGGAUGAGGCAUGAGGGAGUAGUAGUGAGUUUAGUGAUGAGUCACCACAGCAGGGGAGAACUAUUUAUUAUGAACUAAUUCCUCCCAAUGAGCUUCAAGUGUUACAAUAAAACAAUAUGACGGAUUCCCUCGUCAUUAGUCGCUAUGGUAUAUCUCUAUGGUAUAUCUCUGUGGUAUAUCUCUAUGGUAUAGCUCUAUAAUGCAGAUGCUCAUCAAGCAUAAUCAUCCUCCACCUGAUCCACAAGUAACUAAGCUUAAACAUGGCCAAUACACUUGUGUUUCUUAAACAAUAUAGCAGACCUGGGUUCAAAUAGUAUUUGAAAUAUUUAUAAUACUUUGAUGAACGUUUGCUUAAACCUGUCUGGAGUGACAGGUGGGAGAGGUGUGCACUUUUGGAACUAUGCCAUUGGGUUCCAUUGCAUUUGACAAAGCUCAAUCAAGCACAGCUAAAUAAUUUGAAAUAUUUGAAAUACUAUAUGAACCCAGGUCUACAAUUGUCAAAUCAAGGACUAUGAUCAGAUUAAACAGAUGAUGUUGGCUGCUUGUCUUGGCUCCUCACAACUUCAUUAUGUUUUUCUUUUCCUGGCUAGAGCCUGCUGUGAGCAUAUGGUUUCCUCAGAGAACAUCCAAAAAAUAGAGGACAUCCGAAAAAUAGAGGACAUCCGAAAAAUAGAGAUACUGUAUGUAUGAUAUUCUAUGAUUUAUUUGACCCCCCCCAAAAAAAAAAAUAUUACAACCACACAUAAUCGACGACAACACAAAAAGUUGUGAAACUUAUUUCCAUUGUUGUCCUCAAUGGAACAUCAGAUAAUCCCUUUUGGGAUGUAAACAUUGGGUUGUAUUUUUCCCCAGUCACUGCAUGGUUCCCUAGUCUCAGAUUGUUGAUUAGUAAUUACUCUGCUGACAAAAUCCACAGUGUUGGUUAUUGCCUUUGGUGAAGUACACUGGGGAAUAAAUAGGAAAAGCUUACAUUUCUGGAGUGUUGCAUCAGAAUCAAUUGCUGUGCUUUGCCCACAGAAAAUAUGAAAAAAGUUGGGCAAAACUUUUGUAAAUUCUUGCCAUUCGUACAGCCAACAUUUCAUAAAGUUGUUUUCACGUUUCUAUACAAAGCACAGUUUUUGCAUUGAUUUACACCAGUUGCAUGUACUUCUUUUUGUUUUGUUCUCAUAGUUACACCAGUGUCAUUACGAUGUAAGCAGACAUUAUUACCUAGUACAGGAGUCGGCAACAGGCAGAGUGCUAAUUUCUUUGGAUUUUAGUUUUUGCUAAAGAAAUACGGUCAAAUCACAAGGAAUUCAGCAAACAAAUAACUUAAUUUGGGAAAUCUGUUCCCAAGUAGUCCCACACAAAAAAAAAAGAUGUGAUGAUAUCUCAACAUAAUCAAGGUAUGAAAUUAUUGUUAUUUUCAAAUACAAUCUCUUUUUGGGCUUAGUUGUGGUCAAUUUAUUAUAAUUAUGUUCACCCCCCCCCCUCCCCCGACUAUUCGCGCCGACAAAAAUUAGCCCGCGGCUGAACCCAGUUGCCUACCUCUGACCUAGUACCUACAAUUGCUAUACUAUAUAAUAUAAAGUGAGACGGCUACCCCUCCAGUACGUUUUGUGGUCGUUAUGAAGUCAAUCUGGUUCCUUGAUUAAGAUUUUAACAGACCAUUCUGUUAUUAUCUGAAAGAGCCACACAGUCUAGGCUAUAAGGAGUGAUUACAUUACAUGGUGUGCAUUAACAUUUCAGACGUCCAUUAGCUCAUAAAUAAAUAUAUCUGGGAGGUAGCUCGAUCUCACCUCCCAUGACUCAUAGGCACCAAAUAACCUCCAGACGCUGGCACCAGGCACCACACUUAAGAUGGAUGCCGCACUGCAUCUGAAUUAAAAUACCAUUUAUCUUUCAUUAAACAAAGAGCCAGGAGAGCUGCUCUCUCUGAGAACGGAAUGAGAACGUUACGAUUUUAUAAAUGUUUUGUUCAAGGUUUGUUUGAUGAGUGAUACAUUUCUUCAGGAGGACGACUAGGCUGCUCACAUGGGUCGUUUUAAGGACAGUGAAGACAUACGGCUCAUCUCUUGUGGCUUGUUUACAUCCUCCAGCAUCAGAAGCGUCUUACGUCGUAGGCCCAGUCCUUUAUUAACUCUGCUGUGAGGUAUUCUAGUACAGGUACAAUAGCAUACGUACAGGGAGGGAGUCACAAUAGCACUGGAGAGCAAAGAGAAAAGAGAAAAGAGGAAGGUGGCUAACUACAAGCACACUUCCUUACUCCAGCAACUACACACUUCCUUACUCCAGCAACUACACACUUCCUUACUCCAGCAACUACACACUUCCUUACUCAAGAAACUACACACUUCCUUACUCCUGCAAAUGCACACUUCCUUACUCCAGCAACUACACACUUCCUUACUCCAGCAACUACACACUUCCUUACUCCUGCAACUACACACUUCCUUACUCAAGAAACUACACACUUCCUUACUCCAGCAACUACACACUUCCUUACUCCAGCAACUACACACUUCCUUACUCCAGCAACUACACACUUCCUUACUCCUGCAACUACACACUUCCUUACUCCAGCAACUACACACUUCCUUACUCCAGCAACUACACACUUCCUUACUCCUGCAACUACACACUUCCUUACUCCAGAAACUACACACUUCCUUACUCCAGCAACUACACACUUCCUUACUCCUGCAACUACACACUUCCUUACUCCAGCAACUACACACUUCCUUACUCCAGAAACUACACACUUCCUUACUCCAGCAACUACACACUUCCUUACUCCAGCAACUACACACUUCCUUACUCCUGCAACUACACACUUCCUUACUCCAGAAACUACACACUUCCUUACUCCAGCAACUACACACUUCCUUACUCCAGCAACUACACACUUCCUUACUCCUGCAACUACACACUUCCUUACUCCAGAAACUACACACUUCCUUACUCCAGCAACUACACACUUCCUUACUCCAGCAACUACACACUUCCUUACUCCAGCAACUACACACUUCCUUACUCCAGCAACUACACACCUCCUUACUCCAGCAACUACAUGGGGCUCCCGAGUGGCGCAGCGGUCUAAGGCACUGCAUCUCAGUGCUUGAGGCGUCACUGCAGACCCCCUGGUUCGAUUCCAGGAUGUAUCACAACCGGCCGUGAUUGGGAGUCCCAUAGGGCGGCGUACAAUUGGCCCAGCGUCGUCCGGGUUUGACCAGUGUAGGCUGUCAUUGUAAAUAAUAAUUUGUUCUUAACUGAAAGUUAAAAUAAAAAAUAAAUAAAAUACUUCCGACCUCUCACUCUGCAGCUGACAGAUAAGGCCACAGCUAGUGACCGUAUUCAGCGUGUAUCCCGGCUCCUCUUUGUCUUGUACCCGGGCAGAAGUGAAAGGGAGAUUAAAAUACAAUAA